AUGCCGCACCAUCGGUGUACUUCGGCGAUAGAGGCAAAGACGUCAGUAACCACAUCGACGUCGAACUCACAAGCAGGCGGCGGAGAGAGGGGAACGGGCCAAUGCAUGCGGGUCAUACUGUGGUGUGUUGCGAUGCUUUGUAUGCAGAUCCCAGUGCGAGGAGCUGAAGGGGAAGCCGCUGCCGCCAUCGCUGGCCAACGUCCCCUAUGUGGACCCAGAGACUGCCGAAGGUGACGCCAGACAGUGCACAUGUGUGGAUCGCGGCAUUCAUCGCACUCGUUCCCCUCCCUCUCUCGUGGAUCUCUCUGUUGGAUGUGUGCAGCCAAGCGUCAAGCCCGCCAAGCCGAGGCCGACCGCCAGCUGGAGGAAAUGCUGCGGCAGCUCGAGGAGGAUGGCGACGAGUCGGAGUUGGAGGACGACUUCGCGCCUACCACCGACUACCGCCCCGCCGCCAUCCUCCGCUACGAGGCCGAGGAAGCCGCUCGCCGGCAGCAAGUGGAGGAGGAGGAUCCCGAUCGGUGCCUACACUUUAUAUUCGUCAGACCCAUUUACUAG
Messenger RNA from Vitrella brassicaformis, 555 nucleotides. NCBI's taxonomy places the organism in Eukaryota, Vitrellaceae. The record is from the annotation of a GenBank genome assembly.